This is a messenger RNA of Camellia sinensis, 882 nucleotides long. Its product is annotated as 18.2 kDa class I heat shock protein-like. NCBI's taxonomy places the organism in Eukaryota, Viridiplantae, Streptophyta, Magnoliopsida, Ericales, Theaceae. The record is from RefSeq and is a predicted model, not a curated record.
CUCCCCAAAAAAUUCGUUAGCUAGCGUCGAUAAGCCGCGAAAGUACCGGAACAAUCCUCUAUUUGCUGUAAGUACCAAACACGUCCCUUCCCCCUCGUCGCAGAACAUUUACGUGUAAAAAUUUCUCGGUAUACAGAGUACUUAAGGCUCCCACAAAUCACAUCCCUUAAUUCUUUCCUUGAAUUCCGAUCGCAUAUCAAACCUCGCAGCAAGUAAGACGUCGAUGAUCCCAAGCUUCUUCGGCAACCGACAAGGCAACAGCAUCUUCGAUCCCUUCUCUCUCGACCCCUUCAGAAACUUUCCAUUCUCCGAAUUUUCGCAGGAAAAUUCCGCAAUCGCCAACGUCCGCGUGGACUGGAAGGAAACUCCGGAUGCUCACUUGUUCAAGGCCGAUCUACCGGGGAUGAAGAAGGAGGAAGUGAAGCUGGAGAUCGAGGACGACAGAGUUCUGCAGAUUAGCGGAGAGAGAAAUGUGGAGAAGGAGGAGAAGAACGAUACUUGGCACAGGGUUAAGCGCAGCAGCGGGAAGUUCAUGAGAAGGUUUAGGCUGCCGGAAAACGCGAAGAUGGAUCAAGUGAAAGCUUCCAUGGAGAACGGAGUUCUGACUGUCACGAUUCCGAAAGAGGAAGUGCAGAAGCCGGAAAUCAAGUCUAUUGAUAUCUCUGGUUAGAAUUUAGUGCCUAUAUUGUGAAUCAGUCAUGUAGUAGGGUGUGUGUUUGAUGUUAUUGAGUGUCUAAACCUUGGUUCGUGAUGUAAUUGCUUUGUUUACAUUACAAUUUAGUGAGGAUUUUGAGGGUUUUGUUGAAUUGUUUGUGCAUUUAUGUUUGUACCCUGUCCUGAACCGUAAUAAGAUUUCAGAAAAUAAUAAAAAUUCUUGAUUGA